Messenger RNA from Elgaria multicarinata webbii, 4451 nucleotides. RefSeq names its product ubiquitin specific peptidase 7 (gene USP7). Gene Ontology annotation, cellular component: cytosol; nucleus. NCBI's taxonomy places the organism in Eukaryota, Metazoa, Chordata, Lepidosauria, Squamata, Anguidae. Gene Ontology annotation, biological process: protein deubiquitination; regulation of protein stability. The transcript has 31 exons. The coding region runs from base 503 to 3820 and encodes 1105 amino acids. The record is from RefSeq and is a predicted model, not a curated record. Gene Ontology annotation, molecular function: protein binding; cysteine-type deubiquitinase activity.
ACGGCUCCCGCCGCCGCCGCCGCCGCCGCCUUCUCCUCCGGCCCGGCGCUGCGCCGGAGCCCCUGGACUUGGCCUCUAGCAGCCGCAGCUCUGAGGCCAUCUCGGCCCCGUCCCCUCCUCCUCCUCCUCCUCCUCCUUUCUCCUCCUCUCCCGUCGUCGGCCUCCUCCUCCUCCCUGCAUCCCCGCCGCCAUUGGGCGAAUAGCCAGUAAAUACGUGCGCGUCUCGCUGCCUCCCCCGGCGGCCGCCCGCUCCCUGCCCGCCGCCGCCGCCGCCGGAGCCCAGCAGCCCGAAGCUCAGCCCCCGCCCGACCAGGCCGCCACCCCGCCUCCUGGGCCUCCCCGGCGCGGCCGCCAGCCUCUCCUCCUCCUCCAGCGCUCGCCGCCGCCGUCGCCGCCGCCGCCGCCGGUGGUCAACGCAGGCCCGCAGCCGCCGCCGCCGCCGCCUCUUCCCCCCGCCAAGGCCCAGGUGGACGAGCCCGAGCUCCCGCAGCCGCCGCCCGACAUGAACCACCACCACCAGCAGCCGCCGCCGCAGCAGCAGAAGCCCGGGGAGCAGCAGCUGAGCGAGCCCGAGGACAUGGAGAUGGAAGCUGGAGAUGCUGAUGAUCCACCAAGAAUUACUCAAAAUCCAGUCAUCAAUGGAAAUGUAGCAAUGGCUGAUGGUCAUAACAACACCGAAGAAGACAUGGAAGAUGACACAAGCUGGAGGUCGGAAGCGACGUUUCAGUUCACAGUUGAACGUUUCAACAGGCUGAGUGAAUCAGUCCUAAGUCCUCCCUGCUUCGUACGGAACCUUCCAUGGAAGAUCAUGGUGAUGCCACGGCUUUAUCCAGACAGGCCGCACCAAAAAAGUGUAGGGUUCUUUCUUCAGUGCAAUGCCGAGUCUGAUUCCACGUCAUGGUCUUGUCAUGCGCAAGCAGUGCUCAAGAUCAUAAAUUACAAGGACGACGAGAAGUCUUUCAGUCGCCGCAUCAGCCACUUGUUCUUUCAUAAGGAAAAUGACUGGGGCUUUUCCAACUUUAUGUCGUGGAGUGAAGUUACUGAUCCAGAUAAAGGCUACAUAGAGGAUGACAAAGUAACUUUUGAAGUGUAUGUUCAAGCCGAUGCUCCACACGGCGUGGCGUGGGAUUCCAAGAAGCAUACAGGAUAUGUGGGGCUGAAGAACCAGGGAGCAACCUGUUAUAUGAACAGCUUAUUACAGACGUUAUUUUUCACAAACCAGCUACGAAAGGCUGUGUACAUGAUGCCCACAGAAGGAGAUGACUCAUCAAAAAGUGUUCCUUUAGCAUUGCAGAGAGUGUUCUACGAGCUUCAGCAUAGCGACAAACCAGUAGGAACUAAGAAACUAACAAAAUCUUUUGGAUGGGAGACUUUAGACAGCUUCAUGCAACAUGACGUUCAGGAACUGUGUCGAGUGUUGCUUGAUAAUGUUGAAAACAAAAUGAAAGGCACCUGUGUAGAAGGCACCAUCCCUAAAUUAUUCAGGGGGAAAAUGGUGUCGUAUAUUCAGUGCAAACACGUAGACUAUCGGUCUGAACGAAUAGAGGAUUAUUAUGACAUCCAACUAAGUAUAAAGGGAAAGAAAAAUAUAUUUGAAUCCUUCAUUGUUUACGUUGCAGUGGAACAGCUAGAUGGGGAUAAUAAAUACGAUGCAGGAGAACAUGGUUUGCAGGAAGCAGAAAAAGGUGUAAAGUUCCUAACAUUGCCACCUGUGUUGCACCUACAACUCAUGAGGUUCAUGUAUGACCCUCAGACUGACCAGAACAUCAAGAUAAACGAUAGAUUUGAAUUUCCAGAUCAGUUGCUUCUUGAUGAAUUUUUGCAAAAAACAGACCCUAAAGAUGCUGCAAACUACAUACUUCAUGCAGUGCUAGUACACAGUGGAGAUAACCAUGGUGGACAUUAUGUUGUUUACUUGAACCCUAAAGGGGAUGGAAAAUGGUGUAAAUUUGACGACGACGUUGUAUCUAGAUGUACAAAAGAAGAAGCAAUUGAACAUAACUACGGAGGCCAUGAUGAUGACUUAUCUGUACGGCACUGUACCAAUGCGUAUAUGUUGGUUUAUAUCAGGGAGUCAAAAUUAAGUGAGGUUUUGCAGGCAGUCAUGGACCAUGAUAUCCCUCAGCAAUUAGUGGAACGGCUGCAAGAAGAGAAGAGAAUAGAGGCUCAAAAGAGGAAGGAGAGGCAAGAAGCCCACCUCUACAUGCAAGUGCAGAUAGUCACAGAGGACCAGUUCUGCGGCCAUCAAGGCAAUGACAUGUAUGAUGAAGAAAAAGUGAAAUACACUGUGUUCAAAGUGUUGAAAAAUUCGACACUUGCAGAAUUCGUUCAAAACCUUUCUCAAACAAUGGGCUUUCCACAAGAUCAAAUUCGGUUGUGGCCAAUGCAAGCCCGAAGUAAUGGGACGAAAAGGCCGGCCAUGUUAGACAAUGAAGCUGAUGGCAAUAAAACUAUGAUUGAGCUCAGUGACAAUGAAAAUCCGUGGACAAUAUUCUUGGAAACGGUCGAUCCAGAAAUGGCUGCUACAGGGGCAACAUUACCCAAGUUCGACAAAGACCAUGAUGUAAUGCUGUUCCUGAAGAUGUAUGAUCCAAAGACACGGAGUUUGAAUUACUGUGGACAUAUCUACACACCUAUAUCCUGUAAAAUACGUGACUUGCUGCCAGUUAUGUGUGAAAGAGCAGGAUUUCCCCAGGAAUCUAAUCUUAUCCUCUAUGAGGAAGUUAAACCGAAUUUAACGGAGAGAAUUCAAGACUAUGAUGUUUCCCUCGACAAAGCUCUUGAUGAACUCAUGGAUGGUGACAUCAUUGUGUUUCAAAAGGAUGACCCCGAGAAUGAUAACUGUGAACUACCGACAGCAAAAGAAUACUUUCGGGACCUGUACCACCGAGUUGAUGUCAUCUUCUGUGACAAAACAAUCCCCAAUGAUCCCGGUUUUGUCGUCACGUUGUCCAACAGAAUGAAUUAUUUUCAGGUUGCAAAGACGGUCGCCCAAAGGCUUAAUACAGAUGCUAUGCUACUACAGUUUUUCAAGUCCCAAGGUUAUAGAGAUGGCCCAGGUAACCCUCUUAGACAUAAUUAUGACGGAACUUUAAGAGAUCUCCUGCAGUUCUUCAAGCCUAGACAACCUAAGAAACUUUAUUAUCAGCAGCUUAAAAUGAAAAUCACAGACUUUGAAAACAGGAGAAGUUUUAAGUGCAUAUGGCUAAAUAGCCAAUUUAGGGAAGAGGAAAUAACACUAUAUCCAGACAAGCAUGGAUGUGUGCGGGACUUAUUAGAUGAAUGUAAAAAAGCUGUAGAACUUGCUGAGAGAGGUUCAGGGAAAUUAAGGCUGCUAGAAAUUGUAAGUUACAAAAUAAUUGGUGUCCAUCAGGAAGAUGAAUUGUUAGAGUGUUUAUCGCCAGCAACGAGUCGGACGUUUCGAAUAGAGGAAAUCCCCCUGGAUCAGGUAGAUCUAGAUAAGGAGAAUGAGAUGCUCAUUACAGUGGCUCAUUUCCAGAAAGAAGUUUUUGGGACAUUUGGCACUCCUUUCUUGCUAAGGAUACACCAGGGUGAACAUUUUCGAGAGGUGAUGAAGAGGAUUCAGACAGUACUGGACAUCCAGGAAAAGGAAUUUGAAAAGUUUAAGUUUGCCAUUGUAAUGAUGGGUCGACACCAGUAUCUAAAUGAAGAUGAAUAUGAAGUGAACUUGAAAGAUUUUGAGCCCCAACCCGGCAACAUGUCUCAUCCAAGGCCAUGGCUAGGGCUUGACCAUUUCAACAAAGCCCCAAAGAGAAGUCGCUACACAUACCUUGAAAAAGCUAUUAAAAUCCAUAACUGACUUACCCUCUCCAGUUUGUUCGAGGCAAAAGGGGCAACAAUAAGUGUGUGCGUGUGCGUGCGUGUGUGUGUGUGUGUGUGUGUGUGCGCACCUUUUUAACAACCGUAGGACUUUUGGUACACGUGCACUCGAUCGGAAGUCUCCAGCAAGAAGAUUUGCUGCUGAUUUAUUAAGUUUAUUUUGAGGCUGUUCAGUUUGGCUUCUCUGUAUCUAUUAUUGACUGCCCUGGGUUUUUUGUUUUUUUUUUUUUGGAGCAAAAAUGAAGGUGUUUUAUAAAAGCUUGGGUGCCAAUGAGAGUUUUUAUGGGAAAUGUUAACAAGGCAAGAUUGUCGGCGUAACAAGGGAAGGGUUGAGUAGAACAGUUGACAUUGGCAAAAUAUUUGUCUGUAGUACAUUGAACGGGGCGGCCUGUGCUGGCCCCCCUCCCCUCCCCUCCCUCCCCUCCCUCCCCUCCCCUCCCUUCCCUUCCUCCUCCCAAAUGCGUGGUACCUGCCAUCACUGCAGCUCGCUGGCACUAUGGUUAGGCUCACGUUCAAUUUAUUUCCUUCAGUUAUAUACUUUAAAUGACAUUUUUGUGCAUUUGUAAAUGCAAAAGAGAAACUCACGUCAUCAAUAAAUAGCAAUCUCUACA